This is a messenger RNA of Pieris rapae (cabbage white), 2514 nucleotides long. RefSeq lists its product as uncharacterized. The transcript is spliced from 2 exons. The record is from RefSeq and is a predicted model, not a curated record. The coding region runs from base 434 to 2257 and encodes 607 amino acids. Lineage: Eukaryota; Metazoa; Arthropoda; Insecta; Lepidoptera; Pieridae.
UAUUUAAAAACCAUAGAAACCACCCUGUGUCAACCUUUAUUCUAGCAAGCUUGCAUUCUUUUACUCAACUGCGAUUAGCAACAUCUCUCAACCAUGAUUCAGUCCUAUUUUACCAUUCAAGCCGGGCAGUUGCCUUUCUAAGCCAAUAAUUUUAAUAAAAUCCUUCGUGUUUAAUAAAUAGUUUUUUUUAAAACUCUUAAAUCGGGACGCCGUAUAACAUUGGUGGCAGCGAAAAGGGAUUUUUGAUAAAUCCUGGAAUCGUCUCUUGUGUGUUAAAAGUGCAUAAGUGUAUCAGUGAAAGUGUUAAGUGGUAUCAAGCCCCAUCCGUCCACUGUGUGAUAAGUGGAACAGGCCUUUCAUCGUCAGCCCAGUUCAACCCAGUUCAGCCCAGCACCGUCGAAUACCGACGAUAUUCUUUUUCAAGAAUCUAAGAAUGAUAUUCAUCACCCUGGCCAUCGCAAUUCUCUGCAAUGUCACCCUAGCUGAACCUGAAAAUCAAUAUGUUAAAAAUAUAGUGAACGGUCCUGGGAUCUUCUUCGACCCUGUUGGCUCACUAAAGAUAAUAGAUGACCAAUUUCAAAUUGUAAUCCCAGUAGAAAUCAUUCCCAUAAAAAAUCAUAUAAUGGACAUAAACAAAGUAUUUAACAACGUUCAGUCUUAUUGUCAGAGAAACGUAGUAAUUGGUGUUUCGCAAUGUCAUAACUUAUUACAACCGUUAGAAGCAAUCCUUAAAGAUCUCCAACGUGACUUUGAUGCCGUUUCACAUCUAGUAUCCGACGAUUACGUCUCUAAAAGGUCCGCAUGGUUUUCCGGAAUAGGCACUGUUUUCAAACAUAUAUUCGGUACCUUGACCGAAGAUGAUGCGAGAAUUUACGAAGACGCUAUUAAAACUCUUUAUGAAAAUGAUAAAAAGAUUUCAGGAACAUUGAAGAAAACCGUUAUUGCUUCCCAAUCUGCCAUUUCCAAUAUAAAUCAAUCCUUACAUGACAUGAACCUUAAUCAAGCAAAAUUAAAUGGUGUCGUCAAACAAUUAGAGUCUUCGGUAUCUAAUAUAACAAAUGCCUUUAAUGAGGUUAACUUUAGAAAUAAUUUUUAUAACAUUUUAAAUAUUUUACAAUCAAACUUACUGACUUUAUCUUUUAAGGUGGAAGACUUACUUAACUCCAUUUUACUCAUAAAAAGUAACACUUUGCAUCCUUCAGUUCUAACCCCUAACCAAAUGUAUAACGAUAUUGUAAGUAAUUUUAAGUUACUCCCUAAGUAUAGAGAUUUUCCUGUAAGCAUAGAUAUAAGCAACAUUCAUAUUCUAAUUAAUAUAGCCGAUUUAACUUGUUAUUAUUUCAACAAAAAAUUAAUGUUUAUUGUAAAGAUACCACUUGUAACCUUAGAAUAUUUUAAUAUCUAUAGAACUGUACCAUUGCCUAUCCCACAUAAGGAGGGCAAUCUUAAUUCUUUUGCUAUGAUCCUCCCUUCGGAACAAUUUUUAGCCUUAAGUGCAGAUAAAUUAUACUAUAUAUAUCUCAAGAAUCUGAAUUACUGUAAAAGCAUAUUUACCGAUACCUAUCUUUGUGAAAUAACCGAUGUCUACGCAGUACUUAAUAACCCUUCAUGUGAAAUCGAAAUAAUUACUAAAGCCUUAACUACCCUUCCGGAAAGUUGUCCUGUUAAGGUCAUGUUUGGUAAUCUAGAUAUUUGGCAUAAGCUAAAUAAUAACAAUUGGUUAUUUGUACAAUCAAAAUCCACUAAAUUGUCUAUUGAAUGUAAUCGAAAUGUAUCUGAGUUAAUUAUAUCCGGUACAGGUGUACUUAAUAUACCAGUAAAUUGUGUAGGUUUUCAUAAAAACCUCAAGCUAGUGACUAAAGUGUAUCCCAAAAUAUAUGUACCCACUGUAUCCUCAAACUUUGACAUUAUUAAUGAUAAUUGCUGUAAAAGUGUAAAUAAAUUAAGCAAUAACAUUUCUAUUCCAACAAUCAAAAUUGUUAACCUUGAUGAUUUAAAAUCGAUUAAAGCUAUUUCAGAUAUGUCAAUGAAGGAUCUGAAUGAGAUCAAAGAUCCUAAUAAUUUUAAUAAUCAUGUUAGCUUUCCUAUUUUAAGUAUUUUCUCUGUAAUCCUAGUUAUUAGUUUUGUUUUUGUAUAUUUUUAUAAGAAAGGCAAAUGUUCGAGAAAACUUGAAAUUUCUAAUAAUAUCCCGGUUGAGCAAGAUAAUAAUCCUGCAGAUCAGACUAAUCCUUCGGUAGCCCGCUUGCGAAUUUGUUAAAUGUUAAGUAAACUUACAAAUAAACCGUAAGUUUCCUCAUAACGAGGGGGUUGUUAUAUAUUUAAAAACCAUAGAAACCACCCUGUGUCAACCUUUAUUCUAGCAAGCUUGCAUUCUUUUACUCAACUGCGAUUAGCAACAUCUCUCAACCAUGAUUCAGUCCUAUUUUACCAUUCAAGCCGGGCAGUUGCCUUUCUAAGCCAAUAAUUUUAAUAAAAUCCUUCGUGUUUAAUAAAUAGUUUUUUUUAAAACUCUUA